AUGUUGCAUCCACACACCGGGUUUUCCAACCAAACACCAAAUUCGAACUCUCGCGAAAUUGGUGGUCGAAUCAUUCACAGACCCAUUCCAGUCGGUGCCUUUUCAUCACGGCUCCCCGGUGGACUUCAAGCUUACAACAUGCCUCCUAAGGUUUCUGGCCAAAUCGACGGUACACCAAUUAGUCACUGGUUCCAUGGUAGUAUCAGCCGUGAAGACACUGAAUGCCUCUUAAAACAUAGUGGGGUUAACGGAACCUUCCUUAUUCGCUAUAGCACAUCAACACAAAAAUACGUACUAAGUGUCAUCAACAACCAUCAGUUAUAUCAUUACCCCAUCGAAGAGCUUCUUGAUGGAUUUUAUCAGGUCAAUGGGACGAAUGCCAAAUACUUGGGCAUCGACUUGCUCGUAUCAGAGUUCCGUCGCGCGAACAAUUGCAUUGUCUGCUCUCUUGGCAAGCCCAUUUUGGGGGCCAAACCACCUCCUCACAUAACUGUCUACGGUUCUACCAACGAACUUCACCAUGCAGUGAGGAAGGGGAAUCUCAAGGGUGUUCGCGAUCUUCUCAACCGUAUAACCUCGACGAAUGUCAGCAUGAACGAAUAUGUCAACGAGAAAUCCGCAGACAGUGGCGCCACGCCACUCAUUGAGGCCGCCAAAACUGGCUCGAACGACAUUGUUCGAUUGCUGUUGGAUCACGGGGCACAGGUGAAUCUGCGCGACUGCGGCGGGUUUACGGCGCUGCAUCGAGCCUGCCAAAAGUCCUUUGCGCAUGUAGCGGAGACUUUGCUGCGUCUGGGCCGAGCCAACCCCCAGAUCAAGUGUCCCUUCUCUGGCAACACCGCCCUCCACGAAGCCGCGAUGCUGGGUCACGCCGACUGCGUCAACUGCCUCCUUGAGUUUCACGCCGCCCCAUGGGCGCGCAACGCCGAGCUGGAGAUGCCCUUUGAACUUGCCCUCCGUUUUGGCUUUGCGGAGUUGGCCAAUGCGCUUGCUGGAUACCAGCCCGCACCUUCCUUAACCUCACAGUCGGACUGGUUCCAUCCCUCACUGUCGAAAGGAGAGACGGAGCGCGUGUUCGCCUCCAGCUCGGCGAUGCAGGAUGGCGCCUUUUUGGUGCGGCGCUCCUCCCAGUCGGAGCGCAAGUUCGUUCUCGUCCUCUACUACCAGCGCCAGAGCCUAAAGUACCAAAUUGAGGUGGUUGACUUCUCCUUCCACAUGGACACCAAGGAGGCUUACUUCAUUGAUAAGGGUCCAUUCCAUCUGUCACUGGAGCACUUCAUUGAGCACUAUAGUCGCUUCGCAGAUGGCAUUCCCACGCAUCUGCGCUAUGCCGUAUCUCCUACAGGCAGAGUGCUUAAUAUGGAGCGACUUCUCUCCUCCUCUGGCUCCUCUUCCUCCUCCUCCACACCCUCCUCCGGUCGCGAGUUGGUCAAAGUCGUCUCCGGUAAUGACCGCAAUUCCACCGGUGGCGAGGCCUGGGCUCUCGCUCCCGCUCCCUCUGGCCAUCGCGGCGCUCCUCUCGUAAUGCAGGGCCACGCCUUUGUCAGUGGACGUCCCAAAUCCCAGUCUGCUAGCAAGCGAAAUAGUAGUUCCAGCUCAGGCAUGUCGAGCAGUAGUGCAGUGGUGGUAGCAGGCGUAACAGGGUUACCCUCAGGACCCUCCUCGGCGCUCGGUCUUGGUGGGUCCGCCGGCCCCUCGGGCACUGAGUUGCGCCUCAUCCCUAGUGACGCAGUAAUCCUCCUCUACCGCCUCGGAGAGGGCGAAUUCGGUGAGGUGUACUGCGGCAAACUACAUCUUGAAAAUGGCACCACACAAGAUGUUGCUGUCAAGGUGUUGGUGCAGCCGUGCCAACGGUUGGACUUUCUCAAGGAGGCGAGCAUCAUGAUGCGCCUCUCGCACGAGAAUAUCAUCACAAUUUACGGGGUGUGCGAGAAUAAGCGCCUCAUGAUGAUCCUCGAAUUGGCCGAGUUGGGUAGCCUCCUGGACUUCAUGCUCGACUACCCCGAACGCUGCCAAUUGCCUGAGCUCUACAACUGGGCCAUGCAGGGUUAUCUCUAUUUUGAUCUCAACAAGACACGGUUAUUCUCUCCACUUUUCCUACCUUUGAUGUCCAUAGAUAACGUAAUCUAUUUUUCGACAUGUAUCAUUACUCUGGGUGGUGGAGAAGUAGUGAAUAACUCCUCUACCUUGUUUUCUGGUCAGAUUGCAAGCGGCAUGAGUUACCUCGAAUCCGCGGGAUUUGUGCAUCGUGAUUUGGCCUGUCGCAACGUCCUGCUCGCCUCCCAGUCCUGCGCCAAGAUCUCCGACUUUGGCCUCUCCCGCGCUGUGGGCGUGGAGUCGGACUACUACAAAGCCACUCAGCGUGGCAAGUGGCCGGUCAAGUGGUACGCCCCAGAGUCCAUUUAUUACAAGACCUUCAGCACAGCCAGCGAUGUGUGGUCCUUUGGCGUGUGUCUGUGGGAGAUGUUCUCGUUGGGUGAGCAUCCCUAUGCAGAGCAGGACAGCUUUGAGGUGUUGCGGCAAUUAGAGGAGGGGGUGCGGUUGCCGCGACCCCGACUGGCCAGUGACGAAGUCUACGGCGUGAUGCUCGACUGCUGGGCCUAUGCGCCCGAGGCUAGGCCAAAGUUUGCCCAUCUCCUGGCCAUAUUUCGGCACUUGGUCACUAAUGUGUACGAAAAUGUGGCUGCACCGUCGCAACAAACCACAGCCACCACCGCUGCUGCCGCUUCAUCGAAGACCAAUGGGGCAGCAGGAGGCGCGCAUAUGUAG
This is a messenger RNA of Echinococcus granulosus, 2769 nucleotides long. RefSeq names its product Tyrosine-protein kinase HTK16. Gene Ontology annotation, biological process: innate immune response; protein phosphorylation; cell differentiation. The coding region runs from base 1 to 2769 and encodes 922 amino acids. Gene Ontology annotation, cellular component: extrinsic component of cytoplasmic side of plasma membrane. The record is from RefSeq and is a predicted model, not a curated record. The transcript has 10 exons. Gene Ontology annotation, molecular function: signaling receptor binding; ATP binding; non-membrane spanning protein tyrosine kinase activity. NCBI's taxonomy places the organism in Eukaryota, Metazoa, Platyhelminthes, Cestoda, Cyclophyllidea, Taeniidae.